AUGUCCAAUCUCUCAUCAAGAGCAAGUCAAGAAUGCAUCUACGUCGGCGAAGGUAGGUCAGACCUCGUCGGCAUUGGUAUCAUUGUCAGCUUCGUCGGCCAGGCCACGAUCUCCCUCUGCCUCGCCCUCUGGGCCUUCUUCUUCUCCAAGAGCGGCUCCAUGGACGGCCACCACCACCCGGACAGCGUCGAGUUCGAGAUUGAGCAGAAGCGCCUCGAGUGCGUGUCCGACAUCCUCAUGGUUGGCAACGACAUCCAGAUUGUCAUUGGCACCUCGUAUAUGAUAUCGGUGUUUUCCUCUGCGAGCACCGUCUCCACGUAUCAUUUGCAUCUGGCCUUUGAUAUUGUCAGCUUCGUUGGCGUCUCCAGCGCCGCCGCCCUCGUCUGCUGGACCUACUGCACCCUCCGCCUCCACCAACCCUCCUCCCGCCCCGACUACGCAUCCCACCUCCUCACGCGGCACAUCGCUUGCCUCCGCUCCAUCCACUUCACCCCCCGCCACCGCGGCACCUACCUCUUCGCAGCAAUGUACCUCGUCCUCACCAUCCUCCUCGGCCUCAGCCUCGAUGCCUGGCAGCCCGACGCCCCUCCCGGCCGCUGCUACUUUGCCCACCUCGUCACCUCCCCGCAUGCGAACCACCCGGCCGAGGACAAUAUCUACGUCGCCUUCACCGCGGUGUGGAUGCUCCUCGUCAUGCUCGCCGCGGCCUUUUCCGGCGCGCGAUGGCGCCAUACGAUCCUCGCGCUGGCGUUCCUGCAGUUCCCCGUCCAUCUGUACAUGGCGCUGGCGUUGAGGGCCGCCAAUCAGGGGCAUCUCGUCGGGGACGAUGCCCGUGAGAAUCAGUGGGACUUUGGGCAGACGACUGCUGUUGUGCUGCUUGCCAUGGCGGCCAGGGAGCUCUUUGAUAAGGGCACUGAGUUUUACUUUUUCGAGCGGGAUUUGCGCAAAAGGGGGGUUCUGUUGCCUACGAACAGCGGCAAUAGCCAUGGCAGCAGUAGCAGGAGAAUGAAGAAGCGCAGAGACGGACGAGACGAUGGGGAGUAUGGCCAUAGCCAUCAGGAGCUCAGGGGGUCAUCCGGCAUGGAGGAAGAGACGGGGCAUCAUGGUCAGACUGUUCGGACUCAUGAUGAGCGUUCAACGACUCCUCUUGCGAUGCCGACAGUGAGAUGA
This is a messenger RNA of Trichoderma reesei QM6a, 1170 nucleotides long. RefSeq lists its product as uncharacterized. The transcript has 3 exons. The record is from RefSeq and is a predicted model, not a curated record. NCBI's taxonomy places the organism in Eukaryota, Fungi, Ascomycota, Sordariomycetes, Hypocreales, Hypocreaceae. The coding region runs from base 1 to 1170 and encodes 389 amino acids.